UAUGUGUGUAUUGAGUGUCAGUCAUAUAUAGAGUGCAAUGAGUAGUGAAUGUAAGACUCGUGUUGUGUAAGCAAUGAAUGUAUGAAUCGCUUAACAAUUAAUCACAUAAUCAGAUAAUCAUUGGAUUAAAUGAAGUGAUUGUUUGUUAACUGAAGACAAUCGACAAUACAAUUAUAAUCAAAGUGUCAUCAAUUGUCUGCAUCGAUGGCUCGCAAUCCGAGCAUCAGUUCAAUGAUUGCUAACAUCAAUACAAAUAAGAAGACUUCGUUCAAGUCUUAUAUCGAUUUGGAUAUCAAAGACAUGAAUAACUCUGAAGACAAAGAGUGUGUCAACACUGAUGAGAUGUGGACCACUUUAGAUGAGAACGGAGUGACCACUGAUUUAAGUAAAAUCCGCCGAAACUCAUGGCUUCCGUUGGACUCAAAAGAUCGCAGAGUUAUGACUCGCAGUAUGUCUUCAAUUGGAUCACUAAUGAAUGACACCAUCGAUGGCGUCAACUAUUUCUAUAGUCAUACUCGACACCGAACUGGCAUUUGUGGUCAAUUGACACUAAAUACAAAUGGUUUAAUGUUUUUAAGCUAUACAUCGCAGGAACCAAAUGACAACAACUCGAAGACAUCGACCAAUUCUUUAAAUAAUUUUAUACCAUUUAAUAAUGAGAAAAACGCUAUUUUUCAGAUUGAUUUGUUAGCCAUCGAUGAUAUUAAAGACAUGAAUGACAGUAACUUCAUAUCAAUGACAAUCUUCUGUUGGAGUUUACGUAGUAUUCGUUUUCAAAUGAAGAACUGCGACCAAACCCGACGUAUUGUCGAUAAAUUAAGACGUUUGACGACACAUAGUAUUGCCAGAAAGUAUUCAAAGUUAACUAAAUCAUUGAGAGAUAAUUACAGUUAUAUAUUGAAAGCCGAUUGGAUUCAAUUGGAGGGACAUUGGAGUGAAUGUUAUAAAUUAAGACUAACUCAAUGUAAUGAAAACUAUCAAUUGUGUGAUUCUUUAUCACAAACUUUUGUUGUGCCCAAAGCUUUAACCGAUCAAAUGCUGAUCUCUCUAAUAUCAACACAAACUCGAGGACAGAGAGUUCCUGUAGUUUCCUAUAUUUACCAGAAAAAUGGAAAUCUAUUAUUAAGAAGUUCUGCAUUUGACAAUUACGAAGAUUUGAAUUCGUUGUUAAAGGAUAUGAUUAAUCCAUUGCGACAAAUGACUAUCGAUAACAUUUUACCACCACUUGUUGUUGUUGAACAAUGUUAUGAUAAACUUCGAGAGACGUGUUUUUCCAGUCAAUUUGGUGGUCAAUCAAACGGUAGUUUAAGCAAAAUAGGAAAAUGGAUUUAUUAUGUUUGCAGUGCACUUAAAGUUGUUCAGAAUGUCGUUUAUAUCAUCAAAAAUGAAUCCUCUGUUGGAUUGGUUGAAGAAUUUGACAGAGAGUGGAAUUGUGUGAUCUCAUCAUUAGUUCAAAUAAUGAUUGAUCCCAAGAGACGCACAUUUGCCGGCUUUGAAUCACUUAUAAGUAAAGAAUGGCUAUAUUUGCCGGGAUUGGCAUUCAGGAAGACGGGUGCCAUAAAUAUAAAUCACAUUUUGUUCACUUUAUUCUUGGAUUGUGUGUCACAAUUGAUAAUUCAAAAUCCAUAUGCAUUCGAGUUCAGCACAUUUUAUCUCAUUUACCUCUUUGAUUGUCAAUACAUUCAAAUAGUGACACCAUUUUUACCAAAUGCAAGAAAAACGUCAACAAAAAUUGGUUUAGAGUUUGAACCAAAAUGCGGACAAUUGAGAGAAGGUUUGUCUCUCAACGAACUAAUGCUAAUUAAAAAUCCAGUCUUCAGAAGACAUAAACCCAUUGAUACAAAAUCUAAUGAUUUGAAACUGAAUGCACACAUCAGUCAAAUGCACUUUUGGUCAAUGCUUUACCUCCGAUGGCAAUCAACACCCAAUUUAGAGCAUUUAUCGCCGUUUGAGAUCAUUUUGUUAAAUGAAUUACAAUCACGAAACCAGUUAUGA
Molecule: messenger RNA, 1995 nt
Organism: Oppia nitens
Lineage: Eukaryota; Metazoa; Arthropoda; Arachnida; Sarcoptiformes; Oppiidae
Product: myotubularin-related protein 12-like
Exons: 2
Coding region: 205-1995 (596 amino acids)
Source: RefSeq, a predicted model, not a curated record